GUUCCCCAGCUGCGAAACGGAAGGACAAAAAUACAGAAGCAGUUCCACCGAAGCCCGUUGGAAAGCAAAAAUGCUUGGAUGUCUGAGUUUGGGCGCCCCCUUUCGGCGUCACCUUGCCGCCGCAGCCGUGUUUCCUCCAGGGAGCGUCCCGGAGACAAGUAAUGGCGAAAGGCGGGAGAGAGUCUUUUUUUUGUUUGUUUUUGCUCCAUGCACAGCACUUUGUCUCCAGCGCUCAAUAAAUACAGCUAAGUUGAGAGGUGAGUUGACGUCACGCCCAGGCGGCGGAGGAACGAUGGUUCGGGGCUCGGCUCGGCUCCAGCUGCCCGGGCGGGAGCGGGGCUCCGUGACGCACGAGGGAGGCGCGGCCACGUGCCCCGUAAAAGCGGCGCGGCGCAGGUCGCGUCCCACUCGGAACUCGGCAUCGCGCAGGCACUCGGGCCAUGAUCGGGAAGAUGACCGCCUCCGAGAACGGGUUGAACAUCCCGGCCAAGAACCGCCGCAGGAUGGUGAUCCUGGGCUCCAGCGAGGUGGGCAAGACGGCCAUCGUCUCGCGCUUUUUGAGCGCGCGCGUGGACGAGCAGUACACGCCGACCGUCGAGGACUUCCACCGGAAGCUCUACAGCAUCCGCGGGAGCGUUUACCAGCUGGACAUUUUGGACACGUCCGGGAACAAGCAUCCUUUCCCUGCCACGAGGAGGCUCUCCAUCCUCACAGGCGACGUGUUCAUUCUGGUGUUCAGUCUGGACAACCGAGACUCCUUCCAGGAGGUGCAGCGGCUCAAGCGGCAGAUCUCCGAGACCAAGUCGCGCCUGAGGAACAAGACCAAGGAGAGCGCCGAGGUGCCGCUGGUCAUCUGCGGCAACAAGUGCGACCGCGAGUUCCAGCGGCAGGUGCGGAGGGAGGAGGCGGAGCAGCUGGCGGGCGCCGACGAGGGCCCCCGCUGCGCCUACUUCGAGGUCUCGGCCAAGAAGAACACCGACGUGGACCGCAUGUUCCGGGCGCUCUUCGCCAUGGCCAAGCUGCCGGACGAGAUGAGCCCCGGCCGCCACUGCAAGGUGUCGCCGCAGUCGUGCGAGCUGCUGCGCCGCAAGUCCUUCCGCGCCGGGAGGUGCAAGGACGCCUACGGCAUCGUGACGCCGUUCGCGCGCCGGCCCAGCGUCCACAGUGACUUGAUGUACAUCAGGGAGAAGGCCGUGGCCGGAGCUCAGGCCAAGGAGAAAGCCUGCGUCAUUUGCUGACGCCGGACGCGGCGCCACAAAGGCGCUAACUUGCCCCGCCGAACUUGAAACUUUGCCACCCGACGAACAAACCCCAACAUGUAGUCACUUUUGCAUCCGAUCCA
This is a messenger RNA of Hippocampus comes (tiger tail seahorse), 1342 nucleotides long. Its product is annotated as dexamethasone-induced Ras-related protein 1-like. The transcript is spliced from 2 exons. Bases 441 to 1238 code for a protein of 265 amino acids. The record is from RefSeq and is a predicted model, not a curated record. Gene Ontology annotation, molecular function: G-protein beta-subunit binding; GTP binding; GTPase activity. Lineage: Eukaryota; Metazoa; Chordata; Actinopteri; Syngnathiformes; Syngnathidae. Gene Ontology annotation, biological process: signal transduction.